This is a messenger RNA of Phyllostomus hastatus (greater spear-nosed bat), 4406 nucleotides long. It is a transcript of the gene FANCA, whose product is annotated as FA complementation group A. Bases 28 to 4389 code for a protein of 1453 amino acids. The record is from RefSeq and is a predicted model, not a curated record. Gene Ontology annotation, biological process: regulation of regulatory T cell differentiation; interstrand cross-link repair. Gene Ontology annotation, cellular component: Fanconi anaemia nuclear complex. NCBI's taxonomy places the organism in Eukaryota, Metazoa, Chordata, Mammalia, Chiroptera, Phyllostomidae. The transcript is spliced from 43 exons.
GCAGCCACAGAGUGCAGUGCUCACAGCAUGUCUGGCUCCAGCGCGCGGGACAGAGCCGUAGACCCCGGGCCCCUGGGCCGCAGGAGGACGUGGGCCGAGCUGCUGGUGGGCAGGGCCAGGAGGCAGAAACCCGGCGCUGAGCGGGGACAGCAGAUCCGGGCGGCCGCCGUGCAGCUCCUGAGGCGCCACCUGAAUCUGGACCAGCUUCUGCUGGAGGUGGGAGGCCCGCUGCCCGCGAAGCUGCGCCCCAGCGCCUGGCCAGACCUGGGAUCGGACCGCGGAGACCCCCGCACCCUGAUCGGCUCCGCUUUGCGGGACCAGGCCUCGAGGCUGGGGGUUCCAGUGGCAGUCCUGGCGAGCCAGACGGUGGCCUCCGGCAUCGUGCAGGUCUGCAGGGCGCACGCUGAGCCCUCCCGCCGGGUGCUGCUGGACCUGGAGCAGAGAAAGAAACUGUCUUCCUUGUUGGAGAUCACUGGGCACCUGUUGGAGCACGGCAUGUUCUCGCGUCUCUCCUUCUGUCAAGAACUGUGGAAAGCACAGGAUUCUUUGCUGCUGGAAGCUGUGUGGUGUCUCCACAAACAGAACGUCGUGACUCUGCAAGAGCUGCUGGAAAGCCACGAGGACACGCGGGCAGUGGUGGCGUGGCUCUUCAGGAACCUGCGCUGUCUGUGUGAGCAGUCAGAAGACUCCGGUCUGCACUCUGACAUCACCGGGGCCAUGCUCUCAGAUUUUGUGCAGAUGUUGGUUUUGAGAGGAUUUCAGAAAAAUUCGGGUCCAGGAAGAAACUCGGAGGCUGAGCGGGUGCCCCAGAUCGCUGCGGCUGUGCUGCGGAGGAUGCUGCUCUUCGCACUGGGAGCCUUGGCUGACGGCGUGCAGGAGGAGUCCUCAGCGCACAAGGCCGCGCGCUGCUGGUUCAGCGGGUUCAGUGGAAACACGCUUCGCAGUGUAAUUUCGACAGAUUCUCCCAGGAGGUUUUUCAGACACACGCUGACUCAGAUACUCACUCACCAGCCUGUGCUGAAAGUCUCCGAUGCAGUUCGCAUGCAGAGGGAGUGGAGCUUUGCGAGGACCCACCCUCUGCUCACCGGCCUGUACCGCAGGCUCUUCGUGCUCCUGAGUCCGGAGGAGCUGGUGGGCCACUUGCAGGACGUUCUGGAGACGCACGAGGUGAACUGGCAGCACGUGCUGUCCUGCGUGUCCACGGUGGUGGUCUGCCUCCCCGGAGCACAGCCGCUGGUGACUGACUGGGCGGCCCGUCUGCUGGCCCGCGCGUUCGAGAGCUUCGACCUGGACAGCAUGGUCACCGUGUUCCUGGUCGUGCGCCAGGCUGCGCUGGAGGGCCCCGCCGUGUUCCCGCCCUACGCAGACUGGUUCCAGGCCUCCUUCGGGGGCUCGCGGGGCCUCCACUGCGGCAGCAAGAAGGCGCUGGUCUUCCUCUUCAAGUUCCUGUCCGACCUCGUGCCCUUCGAGGCCCCCCGGUACCUGCAGGUGCACAUCCUCCACCCGCCCCUGGUCCCCAGCAAGUACCGCUCCCUCCUCACAGACUACAUCUCGCUGGCCAAGACGCGGCUGGCUGACCUGAAGGUUUCUAUGGAAAACAUGGGGCUCUAUGAGGACUUGUCUUCAGCUGGGGACGUCGUAGAGCCCCACAGCCAGGCGGCCCAGGAUGUGGAGAAGGCCAUCCAGGUGUUUGAACACACAGGGAGAAUUCCCGUCGCCGUCAUGGAGGCCAGCAUAUUCCGGAGGUCCUACUACGUGUCUCACUUCCUGAGCGCCCUGCUCACGCCGCGAGUGCUGCCGAGCACCCCUGACUCCCGUGCGGCCUUCAUAGAGGCCCUGAGGAGAGCCGACAAGAUCCCCCCAUCUCUGUACUCCACCUACCGCCGAGCCUGCUCCGCCGCUGCCAGGGAGAAGCCAGCAGUUGCAGCCCUGGGAAUGGAGGUGGACCCCAGCUGUUCAGAAGACUCCCUGGCGCUGCUCACAGCUGCACUCGGAGAGCUCAGGGCGGCUAUGGCCGACCCUGCCCAGCACGAUGCUCUCUCCGCACAGGUUGCGGUGGUUGCUGAAAGGCUGGGCGCUGCCCUGGGCCUCUGCGAGGACGGCGGCAGCCCUGAGGUCUCAGAGAUCCGGCUCAGCGUCCUUGCCCCCAGGCUGGGGCAGCGGGAACAGCAGGUUGUGGACCUCCUGCUGACGUCUUUCUGUCAGAGCCUGAUGGUGGCCUCCAGCUCUGCCCCCCCAGACAGGCAGGGCUCCUGGGCUGCCCGCUUCGUGACGGCCACCUGUGGACGCACGCUCCUCCCUGCCGUGCUCUCCAGGCUCUGCCAGCUUCUCCGCCACCAGGGCCCGGGCCUGCAGGCCUCGCAGGUGCUGGGGCUGGCUGCCCUGGCUGCCCACCUCGGCCGGUCCCCGUCUGCGCUCCCAAAGGUGCACAUGGGCCCGCCUGCCCCCGCCGGGGGCCUCUCCGUCCCCGAGUUCCUCGGCAGCCUCCUGACGUGCGAGUCCAGGGGCUCCGCGCUCCUCUGCCUCAGGUUUUGCACUGCGGCCAUUUCUUACGCUCUGUGUAAGUUUUCUUCCCAGUCGCGUGAUGCCUGGCACAGCUGCUUGUCCCCGGGCCUCAUUAAAAAGUUUCAGUUCGUCGUGCUCAGGUUGCUCUCCGAGGCCCGAGGGCCCCUCUCCGCGGAGGACCCCGCCCACCUUCCCUGGCGGCCCUCGUGCCUGCUCCCGGGCGACUGGCAGCGCGCCGCCCUCUGUCUGUGGAGGCAGAGGGCCUUCCAGGACCUGGUGAAGGAGGAGGCGUUUCGUUUAACUUACAGAGACUGGGUGCAGCUGGAGCUGGAAGUUCGCCCUGAAGUGGAUUCUCUUUCAGAUACAGAAAGGCGGGACUUCCAGCAGUGGGCCAUCCGCGAGCACUACCUGCCCACGCCCUCUGCCGCAGGGGGCUGCGGCGGAGACCUGGAGAUGGCGUGCACCGUCCUCGUCAACGGGCUGAUGGACUUCUGCCAAAGUUCAAGGAGUUACGACCACUCAGAAAAUUCUGAUUUGGUUCUUGGUGGCUACACUGGAAAUCGAGAUAUUUUUUCAAGAUUGCAGGAGAUGGCUGCUGACCUGGAGCAGGGCCCGGCCGCGCCCCAAGGCCGCACCACCUCUGGGGGACACGUCCUCUUCCAGGUGUUCCGCAGCCGGCUCCAGGCUCUGGUGGGCGGGCAGGACCUGGCCUCCCGCCUUCAGAGGCAGCAGGAGCUGCUCCUGUGCAAACGGAUCCUCCUGGGCCUCCCCGCGUCUGUCCUCAUUGGCAGCCCCCGGGGGGAGCCGCCGGCCACCCCCGACUGCACGGAGUUCUUCCAGUUGGUCAACUCUGAGCUGAGAAACUUGUCCCGCGGAGGUGCCCUGACGCAUGACAUCACCGCCCACUUCUUCAGGGCGCUCCUCCACGCCUGCUCGCGAAGCAGAGACCCCUCCCUGGCAGCAGACCUGGCCCUGACCGCCUGCCAGACCGAGUGCCCCCUGGUCCUGGCCUCUGCCCUGCUGUGGUGGCCACGCCUGGAGCCCGAGCUCCACUGUCAGUGGAGGCGCUUCCAGAUCCCACUGCCCCGAGAGCUGCAGAGGCUGCGUGAGGCCUGGCAGUUUGCCAGCAACUUCCUGUCCUCCGACACAGAGCCCCCCGACACCGUGCUGCCUGCUGGGGGCCCCGCCUGGGUCUCUGCGGCUGCGCUGCACUUUGCGAUCCAACGAGCGGGGCAGGCGAGCCCACGGCGAGGCCUGGAGAGGCUGCGCGGCCCCCCGGAGGAGCUGCUGCUGGUCCUGCUCUUCCUUUCCUCGCUGGGCCUGCUGUCGUCGAGUCUGACCCCCCAGGCUGCCGGCUGCCCAGCAGCUCUGGACGUUUGUGCCGAGGUCCUGGGGUGUCUGGAGAAGAGGAAGGUGUCCUGGCUGCCACUCUUUCAGUUGACAGACACUGCCACCGGCCUGGGGUGUGUCCUCCUCCGCCUGGCCCCGGACCAGCACAUCAGGCUGCUGCCCGUCGCCUUCUACAGCCUCCUCUCCUGCUGUGACGAAGACGCCCUCAUUCAGGACGCCGGCUUCCUGCACGUUGCCGUGGACAUGUACCUGAAGCUGCUCCGCCUCUUCGUAGCCGGGGAGACGGGUGCACUCUCGAGCUCAGCCAGGAGGAGCCAGGAGCUCCAGGACCAGGGGGACCCUGUUGGCCUGGUGACAAGAGCUCGGCUUUUCCUGCUGCGGUCAGUGCCUCGGUGUCCCACACAGAGCUUCUCACACAUGGCGGAGCUGCUGGCCUCGCACGGGGGCUGCGACCCGGAGCUGAGUGCCGCCCUUCUGAGCAGGCGGCAGGCCACGCCCGACGCGGGCCCCGCCCAGGAGCCCCGCCUCUCCUGACUGGACUGGACGCGCAG